AUGAAGCAGAUCAGCAGCGGGACUCUCCCGCUUGAGGGCAACCUGCGAGUCCAGAACGUGAACGUCAACCUUGACCCUCCACAAAAAUCAGAACUUGUUCCUGCGCAGGCACCCGACCUAGACAUGGAUCGCGCGUUAGAUGCCCCCAACGGCCUUCUCAGAGUGCAACACGACGUCAAGUCUUCGUCGUGGCUAUGCCGCACAACUCAACCUGGCCCCGCCGGCUCGGCGACCGACAACUCUCCUUGA
Molecule: messenger RNA, 249 nt
Organism: Pyrenophora tritici-repentis Pt-1C-BFP
Lineage: Eukaryota; Fungi; Ascomycota; Dothideomycetes; Pleosporales; Pleosporaceae
Source: RefSeq, a predicted model, not a curated record